Messenger RNA from Arabidopsis thaliana (thale cress), 1453 nucleotides. RefSeq names its product NAD(P)-linked oxidoreductase superfamily protein. NCBI's taxonomy places the organism in Eukaryota, Viridiplantae, Streptophyta, Magnoliopsida, Brassicales, Brassicaceae. Bases 204 to 971 code for a protein of 255 amino acids. The record is from RefSeq and is marked reviewed. The transcript is spliced from 4 exons.
AUUACAAGACUAUUCCGUCUUUGACGCCAUGAAUGCAGAGAGAAUUCAUUAUUAUUAGUUCAACGUGGACAACUUUAUUUUGAGCCUUUUUUCUCAAGACUUCCAUUUCGUUGUUGCAUUGACUAUGAUAGCAAAUUAGAUCUCUCUUUUACUGAUUGCAAAAGUGUGAGAAUUUUUUUAAAAACUUGGAGAGAUUUGAAUCCAUGGCAGCUGCAAGUGGAGUGCGUAGGAUCAAGCUAGGAAGCCAAGGUCUUGAAGUGUCAGCGCAAGGUCUUGGUUGUAUGGGACUUUCCAUCUUCGAUGGAACUACCAAGGUUGAGACAGAUCUCAUUGCUCUCAUUCACCAUGCCAUUAACUCCGGCAUCACACUCCUCGACACCUCCGACAUUUACGGUCCUGAGACCAACGAGUUGCUCCUUGGUCAGGCUUUGAAAGAUGGGAUGAGGGAGAAGGUGGAAUUGGCAACCAAAUUUGGGCUUCUCUUGAAAGAUCAGAAAUUGGGUUACAGGGGAGAUCCAGCCUAUGUGAGAGCUGCCUGUGAAGCAAGCUUAAGGCGUUUAGGAGUUAGCUGCAUAGAUCUUUAUUACCAGCAUAGGAUCGAUACCACUGUCCCCAUUGAAGUCACUAUUGGAGAACUGAAGAAGCUAGUUGAAGAGGGUAAGAUAAAGUACAUUGGUUUGUCUGAAGCCUGUGCCUCGACUAUAAGAAGAGCCCAUGCUGUUCACCCGCUAACCGCUGUGCAGUUGGAAUGGUCUUUAUGGUCGAGAGACGUUGAAGAAGACAUCAUUCCUACUUGCAGGGAGCUCGGGAUUGGAAUUGUAGCUUACAGUCCUCUGGGACUGGGGUUCUUUGCUGCAGGACCAAAAUUCAUUGAGAGUAUGGACAAUGGUGACUACAGAAAGGCAAGUCCAUCACUAUAUGAAUGUUCACCAUCUCUUUUAAGUACAUUCAAGAAAAGAGCCGAGUAUUAAGCACAUUCACCAUCUCUUAAUUUCAGGGUUUACCGAGAUUCCAGCAAGAGAACUUAGACCACAACAAGAUUCUCUAUGAGAAGGUCAAUGCAAUGGCAGAGAAGAAAAGCUGUACUCCUGCACAAUUAGCUUUGGCAUGGGUUCAUCACCAAGGAAAUGAUGUCUGCCCAAUCCCAGGAACCUCUAAGAUCAAAAACCUUAAUCAGAACAUAGGAGCUUUAUCUGUGAAACUCAGUAUCGAAGAGAUGGCCGAGCUUGACGCCAUGGGACAUCCCGAUUCUGUGAAAGGGGAAAGGUCAGCCACCUAUAUAGUUACUUACAAGAAUUCUGAAACUCCACCACUGUCUUCUUGGACUUCAUAAACCAUCUGUAAUAGUUUUACUCUGCCAUCGUGCUGAGCUAUGUUCUGAACUACUUUUCAUCAUCGUCUUUAAGCUACAUUAUUGUUUGUCUGUUUCUGUCUGAAAUUAAUGAAACUUUUU